Molecule: messenger RNA, 3199 nt
Organism: Oncorhynchus nerka (sockeye salmon)
Lineage: Eukaryota; Metazoa; Chordata; Actinopteri; Salmoniformes; Salmonidae
Product: leukemia inhibitory factor receptor-like
Exons: 17
Coding region: 363-3050 (895 amino acids)
Biological process (GO): cytokine-mediated signaling pathway
Cellular component (GO): external side of plasma membrane; signaling receptor complex; membrane
Molecular function (GO): cytokine binding; cytokine receptor activity
Source: RefSeq, a predicted model, not a curated record
ACAACUCCCCCAGUUCUCAACGCUUUGCCAAGCUGUAUCUUUGUAGUACAGCACGUUGGCCAGCCUAAAUGAACCUCACUUUAAUAUUUGUUUUCUGAGGAUACAAACUCAUGGUAUAGUGGGUUAGCUGACAACGUUACGAAAACGAAGCGCACUCUUCAGUGGGGCAGGACAGUCUGUGAGUUGUGAUUCUGGGUGGCCAGAUAGCUACCAACAACCAUGUGGGGAAUUUUGCACACGCUUUGGUUUUGUUGCUAAACAACCAACCAGUCUAUGGGCAAACCCAACAACUAUCCCCACCAGAAACUACUGAGGCUGACUAUAGACCAACACCUCACCACAGCAUAUUUUAUGGGAGUAACAUGUUGGUUUUCCUGCUAUGGGCUUCACUGUUCCUCUCAAGCCUCCAAGAACAAAAUGGUCAAGAUGGCUAUACCUAUGUAGCUCCAGGUGUCCUGCUUUCUGGACCUCAGAAUGUGAGUGUGAAUUAUGACCUAAAAGGCCAGAGGAUAUCUGUAACAUGGGAAGAUGACCCUUCUUCCUCCAGAGUACCGGACAAACUGAUUUAUGAUGUGGAGGUUCUCUUAACAGUCAAUAUGACUGAAGUACACAGUGAAGCUGUGGAUGUGAGACAAGCCCUCGCCAGCAGGAAAUACCACUGGAGUUGGACCUCGGCUUUACCCCUAGAGUGCACCUCCCACUCAGUCAGGCUCCGCUCCCGAUACCAGAACUACUCCAGUCAAUGGAGCCCCCUACUGACCAUCACUGGGAGGGCCUCAUCACAUCCACAGGUUUUCCCAAAAAGCAGAGUGGUUCAAGUCGAUAGCAACUUUACUUUCUGCUGUAUUCUUGGGCCAGGGCAGAGACUUGAAUACAUGAAAUACAACAACAUUCUAAUGAACACCACCCACAUCAUUGACCAGAGUUAUGCCAUGGUGGUGCAUAUGCAGUCUCCCUCUCCGCCCAGUUGCAUCAAUGUCUAUUGUAAUUCACCUCUGUAUGGCACCUGUGUUUACGUGGGAUAUCCUAUAAUCCCCCCCCCAGACCCCCCUGGGGACAGGAACCUUGUGUGUGAGACCCGGGACCUGGAGUCAGUGGAGUGUCACUGGGACACAGGGAGGGCCACCAACCUGACUAAACAGAGGAUGACUCGUUAUGACCUGAAUGGAAGAGCUUGUCCAAACAGAACAGUCUCAAACUGCUACCAAACAGUACGAGUGGAUCAGGGGGAGAGGAAUUGGACAUUGACUGCCAGAAACCCGCUCGGCACACUGGAGCUCAGAGACACAGCAGACCUGAAGAAAAGAGUGCGUUUACUAGCUCCCGUGGAAGUGGUGGCUUCAGGUGUGAAUGCCAGUGUUCAGUGGCAGUGGGAAAGACCGCAGUACCAUAUACUAUUAAUGGUUUGCCAAGUACAGCUGAACCAUAGUGGGCACAUAGACGUGAGGAACUUUUCUGGCAUAGGUCUUAGGUCAGUAGUUUUACAUGGCCUAGCACCUGCCCAGACAUACACAGUGCAGGUGUGUUGUGGAUUGAAACAGCACUUCUGGAAAUGGGGCGACUGGAGCGAAGGUAGCACCUUCAAAACCGAGGAGGACAUUCCUGAAAUGUUAGAUGUAUGGAUGCAGAUUGAAGGGAACCAAACCAUGAUACUAUGGAAACCCCUUACAGUUAAUCAGAGUCAUGGGCAGAUCAAGGACUAUGAGGUGACCUGGGGAAGGCAGGAGACAAUUCUCCAUCCACCUCAGAAUGACUUUCUCAUCAGUGAUCGAUCCACUGAUGAGGGGCAUAGGGUCACAGUUACAGCCAAAAACUCUGCUGGCAGCUCCCUUCCCUCGAUCAUCAUUAUUCCUAGACUUCCUCACAGAAGUAAAAGCUCCAUGAAAAUUGUUGGCAGUGAUGGUGGGUUUAACCUAUCCUGGUCCGCUAGCCCCAAUUCUAGCUGUGGCUACGUGGUGGACUGGUGUCCCACACAUAAAAAAUGCAGAGUGGAGUGGGUGAAGGUACCAGCUGGUAUAACCAGGGCCAGAAUCCAAUCAGCUAGCUUUGAAGAGGGGGUGAGGUACACACUCUCCAUCUUUGCCUGUACUCCAGGGGCUCCAGAGCUAUGGGAGAGAAGGGAGGGCUAUGUAAAAGAGUGCCUUCCAAAAGGACCGAUUCAGAGGUUGGCUGCAGAACAGCAUGGUUCGGACACGGUUCUGAUCUCCUGGACUGGUAUUCCCCCGGAGAAACAGACGGCGUUCAUUCAUGGUUACAUCAUAUACUACUUUGAUACUUCCAGCAUGAGAAUUUGCAAUGUCACUACAGAUGAGCCUGGGGCCAAGAAUCUGACAGGUAUACCCGUCAGCUCCUACAGAUUCACAGUGAAGGCCCUCACAUCAGUAGGGGAGGGCGGAGACUCUUCACCAGUCUUCCUCCAGAUGAACCCCCAGACUGAUCAGUUGAUCACAGUGAUGAUCAUUUCCCUGGGUUCAGCUGCCUGUCUCCUCGCUCUGGUCACCAUCUUAUGCUACAGAAACUGGAAAUGUGUGAAAGAGAACCUGUAUCCUAAAAUUCCACAGCCAGUAUGGAAGGAGGAAUGGUUGGCACCACUGGAGAGCAAUGGCCGCCAAAUACUGUAUGUGGAUCCAUGUCAACCCAGUGAGAUUGAUAUAGUGUUUAACCGAGAGCAGUCUGGAGAAGCUGUACUAGAUAACAAUGCUGGAAAGGGUGCCUUAACCAACACAAACUCCGAUGUCCCAGCUCUGCAUGGAUACUACAACCAGCUCCUCACCAAGACCACUUCAGGACACUUUACCUUCUCUCCUCACACGAUGGCUACCCCAUUCUCUCAACUCUCAGGCACAAUAAUUCAGAACCCCUCAUACAUCCUAGAAGUACAGGCUAGUUUAGAUAUGGGACAGUCUGUGGGAUAUGAGCCGGAUAUGAACUCUUUCUCCUGUCCUAACCCUGAACUACACAACACCAUGUCUUAUGUGCCCUUUGAGACUGAUUCCCGGGGUUACAAGUUCCAGUGUCACAUAGAAGACAGCUCUCCUCUCCAGGAGUAGAGCUUCUGGGCAGCCCUAUUUCCUUCAGCUCCACUCAAUUCAUAUUUUUGUUCCAGCACUAACACAGCUAAGACCACCAAUUAAGAUUUUGACUGGGCCAUGAUUGCACUGCUGGAAAUAAAAGUGGCUUAUCAAGCAGAAAUAAUGAA